AUGCCGAUUUCCUGUAAAACUCCUUCGAAGUAUGACAUUGGAAUAGCCGCUCACUACGACGUCGAGCGACAAAAACUGUAUAUGACGUUUGGUAAAAGGGCAUACAAUGUUGACCACAUUCAAGCCGACAAUACUCAAGGUUCAGUCGUUUGUGUCUACCCAAUUGAUGAAAUGAUAAAGAAGUUUGUAAAUGAAGUGUUAGUAAAAUGUUUUAAAGGAACACCAACAUGGAGGACACCAUCUUGGCAAUGUAAUAUUAAAGCUUGCCCUAUGGCCACUGCGAUACUGGUAACUUCGUCACAGGGUAGAUCGUACGCCAAAUUUGACGUUAGUGGUGACAGAAAUAUUCCAGUUGCUAAUGAAAUGGUUCUAGAUACACCCAGUAACCUUUACCUUUUGACUGGAAACAAGGUUACAAAAUUGUCAAUGACGUCAUGUAAAUUACACAAAACGUGUGGAGAAUGUGUAACCAGUAAUGAUCAACUUGGAUGUGGAUGGUGUUUCGAUCAUUGUUCCAUACGUACUAAGUGUCAAGAUGAUAUGUGGCAUGAUCAAUCAUGUCCGCCAUUUGUUUGGGGUAUCAGUCCAUCAAAUGGACCGCUUGAAGGGUCAACACAAUUAACUAUUACAGGAGAGAAUUUCGGUUCGAUGAUAAACAACGCUACCGCAUCCAUUGGAAAUGCAUCAUGUUCGAUCCAGGACAUAAAUGACACAAGAAUAACUUGUCUGACAAGUCGAGAAGGAUUCCCUGUCAAUGCAACUGUUACGAUGAACGUGACUGAUUCGGCCUCCAAAACAUUUAAAAUUCAUGGAAUUUCUGAACAAGUGGACAUAUUAUUUGAAUAUACGCAAUCUUGUAUGAAGAGUAUUUUCCCCACGAAGGGACCAAUAGAAGGCAAAACAUUGCUUACCAUCAAGGGCGAUAAUUUUGAAAUUGGAUCUAACCUUUCUGUGAAGAUUGGUAAGACUCAUUGUGAUAUUCAAACAAAAAAUGACACAGAAAUUAUGUGCCUCACACAAUCUUGUGAAACAUGUGAACAAGCGUUUGAAGGAGGAAAUAUUCAAAUGUCUCAGUGUAGGUUGAGCGUAGAUAUUGUCGUAGCGAUUGAUGGUGCAUCAUAUCAGUCAAUAGAAGACAAGACGUUUUGUUACAUGUCAAACCCGGAGAUUAUUCACAAACCAUCAAGAAAUAGUUCUAUGAUGAGCGGAGGUUUAACCAUUAAAAUUUUUGGAAAUUGGUUUAAUUCUGUUACCAACCAUGGUAUACUAUUAAGUGUCGGUGACGUUAAUAUAAGUUCGUCUUGUAGAAUGAAGAAUUCCGGACAACUGUUAGUGUGUUCAACUCCUGAUUUGAAAUCCGUAUUGAACAAAUCUGAAGAAGUUAUCGAAGGCCGCUUGACUGUAAUACUAGACAACAAUCCAGUCAAAUCGUUCUCACUCAUGAUUUAUCCUGACCCAGAAUUAGACUACCUAGAUAUGGACACACAACUUAAAGAUAUUGAAAUGAAGGACAAAAUGUUAGAGCUAAAGGGGCGAUAUCUGAAUUCUGCAGCAAGAAAGGAAGAUUAUAUAAUAAAAAUAAAUGGAUCGAGUUGUCCUGUUAUGGAUCUUCAUCAAACGUAUCUGAUAUGUAACCUUUCUGACACAGUUCAUAUCAAAGAUGUGUCACUACUUGUAGAGGUAUCUGUUGGUGCUAAUUGGAAGACUGUUCUUGGACACAUAAAGAUUUUCCAUGUAAAUUAUCGUCAGAAUCAAUUAAAGAACACAGUUGUUGGGAUUGCUUUGGGCAUAUCUGCUGUUUUGAUGUUAGGUCUUAUAUUUGUCAAGCGCAGGUAUCAUUUAGGAGGGUUUCGUAAAAAGAUUUCUGUUAUGUAUCUCAACAACCAAGAAGAUAGAAAUACGAUAGGUCCACAGAAUGAAACAGGGAGUUUGGUAUGUGUACACAAGGGGUAUCUUUCAUCAAUGGAAGAUAGGGAAAAACAACUUGUUGCCGUCAAAACCGUUCUGAAAUCUAGAAAACAGGACAUUAAUGCCCUCCUGGAUGAAGCUAUGAUCAUGAAAGAUUUUGAUCAUCCAAAUGUGUUGUCACUACUUGGCAUUUCCGUCGCUCCUGAUAAAUUCCCGUUGAUUAUUUUUUCAUUCUUGGUGAAUGGCAAUCUUCUGUCUUAUAUUCAAAGAGAUGAUAAUGUGCAAUCUUGCAAAGACCUGAUGACCUUUGGACUAGAUGUUGCUAUGGGUAUGGAAUAUCUUUGCAGCUUAAAAUUUGUGCAUAGAGAUUUAGCAGCAAGAAACUGCAUGGUGGAUGACAACUUACAGAUUAAAGUAGCAAACUUUGGGCUGGCUAGAGAUGUAUAUACACAAAACGUAUAUAGCAGUGAUAACAAGCAAACGUUACCAGUUAAAUGGAUGGCUCCUGAAAGUUUAAAAAACGGGAUCUAUAGUACCCAAUCAGACAUCUGGUCGUUCGGUGUAGUUGUUUGGGAAAUAAUGGCAAGAGGUUCCGCUCCUUAUUGCGACAUUAAUGAUUUUGACAUGCGUAAUUACUUACAAUCUGGCGAGCGCCUGAAAAGAACUGAUUUCUGCCCACCACUAUUAUAUGAUUUAAUGCUGAGAUGCUGGGAAUCAGACCCUGACGACAGACCAACUUUUCAUGAGAUAAAUCAGAGGAUCACUGGAUUAUUAGAACAGAGAUUGAACAAUGUUAAAUGACAGAGAAUUUAUAAACAAAUAUCUGUAAACACUAGAAUAUAAUUUUCAUUUCGAGAGUCUGUUUCCAAAGGUUCAAUGUAAAUAUUUUCUCACUUAUUUUUCAAUUGGUCUGACAAAAAUGAUGCCCCUGCAGAAAAAAAACUAAUGAUAUAUUUUACACUAUGUUUGAUGAUCUAUCUUUUAUUUUUAUUCAGAGUUCUACACUUGUAGAACUGAAUGCCGAGCACUCUAGUUUUAGUUUUCACUAAGUUCAACUUUAUAUUUCCAGUGGUCUCGAAGUUGAAAUUCCUGGUAUUGAAUAAAUAUUUGACAAUUCUGAAA
Mytilus trossulus (common blue mussel) is the source of this 3030-nucleotide messenger RNA. RefSeq names its product macrophage-stimulating protein receptor-like. Gene Ontology annotation, biological process: nervous system development; positive regulation of kinase activity; cell surface receptor protein tyrosine kinase signaling pathway. The transcript is spliced from 17 exons. The record is from RefSeq and is a predicted model, not a curated record. Gene Ontology annotation, cellular component: signaling receptor complex; plasma membrane. Gene Ontology annotation, molecular function: transmembrane receptor protein tyrosine kinase activity; protein binding; ATP binding. NCBI's taxonomy places the organism in Eukaryota, Metazoa, Mollusca, Bivalvia, Mytilida, Mytilidae. The coding region runs from base 1 to 2709 and encodes 902 amino acids.